This is a messenger RNA of Hibiscus syriacus, 1732 nucleotides long. RefSeq lists its product as uncharacterized. The record is from RefSeq and is a predicted model, not a curated record. The transcript has 9 exons. The coding region runs from base 53 to 1639 and encodes 528 amino acids. Lineage: Eukaryota; Viridiplantae; Streptophyta; Magnoliopsida; Malvales; Malvaceae. Gene Ontology annotation, molecular function: kinase activity; ATP binding.
AUUCAUUUCAUCCACCAUUUCCUUGCAUCCUCAACCACACAACAACAACAAAAUGCGUCACGAGCAUGGCCAUGGCAUAUCCAUCAUCACCUCUAUCGUUGCUGCCUCUGUAAUCGGAGCCGCCGCCGCCGCCGCCGCAGUAGCUUAUACACGGCGGAAGAGUGAACCCCUUAAAGAACAUCAAAAUAUCAUUACCCCUUUCUUGUAUAGGACCGAGUCCUGCCGUGUUGGGAAGCUGGAAAGAUUCUCCCACUACGUUGCCAGGCAGCUAGGGUUUGAGGAUGCAAAUGAGUGUCCAGAGCUCUGCAAAUUGGCUAAUGAAUAUCUGAAAAAUCCUGAAGAUUGUGAGGUAAAGAUGUUUGAAUAUUUUGGUAAGGAAGAAGGAGGUGAGAAUUUGUACGUGAAGUUGAUGGAGGAGUUGGAGAGAUGCAUCCUUUGUUAUUUUGCUUUCCAUUGGAGUCGUGCUCCAGAUAUGAUUACCCAGGUUCUGAGUGUUGAAUCUGAGAAGAAACCAAAGCUAAAGGACUUAGUGAUGACAGCUACAAGGAAGAAGAGAUUUGAGAGGCUGACCCAGGAUCUACACGUGACACGACUGUUCUCAACAUUGAUGGAGGAGAUGAAAGCCAUGCGACGCGUGGACGAUGAUUCUAAUCACACUGACGUAAUGGUCCCGGUGGCCCACAGCCAGCGCAGCCCCGUCCUGCUGCUUAUGGGCGGCGGUAUGGGUGCCGGCAAAAGCACUGUUCUCAAAGAUAUACUCAAAGAACCAUUCUGGUUAGGAGCGGCCACAAAUGCGGUGGUGGUAGAGGCGGAUGCUUUCAAAGAAACCGACGUUAUUUACAGAGCUCUGAGCUCUAGGGGUCACCAUGAUGAUAUGCUACAAACAGCUGAACUAGUUCAUCAAUCUUCGACCAAUGCGGCAUCGUCGCUUCUGGUGACGGCAUUGAACGAAGGUCGGGAUGUGGUAAUGGACGGAACGUUAUCGUGGGUGCCUUUUGUGGAGCAGACGAUCGCAAUGGCUCGAAACGUCCACAAACACCAAUACCGAAUGGGGGUCGGCUACAAAGUGGCCGAUGAUGGCACCGUAACCGAUAAUUAUUGGGAGCAGGUUAAGGAAGAGGAAGAGGAAGAGAAUGAACAAGAAAAUGGUAAUGGGAGUCAUAGGAAACCAUACAGAAUAGAGCUGGUUGGGGUGGUUUGUGAUGCAUAUCUAGCUGUUAUUAGGGGGAUAAGGAGAGCAAUAAUGGUGAAAAGAGCAGUGAGAGUAAAUUCUCAGUUGAAAUCCCAUAAAAUGUUUGCAAGUGCAUUUCCAGGAUAUUGUCAACUUGUUGAUAAUGCCAGGCUCUAUUCCACCAAUGCUCUGGGAGGCCCAUCAAAGUUGAUAGCAUGGAAAGAUGGAGAAAGCAAUUUACUGAUUGACCCGGAUGAGAUAAAAUGCUUGACAAAUGUGAGCAAGUUGAACCCAGGAGCUGAAUCUAUAUACGAGCUUUACCAAGAUCCAAGUCCAUUGGAAGAGCCUGGUUCGGUUUGGAAACAGACAGCAUUCAAUCCUUCAAGAACACACAUUCUUGUUGAGCUCAAAGGUUCCAUUCAAAGAAUCGAAAAUUCCAACAAUGGUGAAACACAACAACAAUUAUAACUUAAACAUGAUCCUGUUUCAAGCCUCGAUUUGUCUGUUGUUUCAGCUGAUGUGGAGAUUAAGAUAUUAUUCCAAUUGGGAGAAAGUCUCUUU